UACUCUUCAUUCGUCGAGGGUGAAAAUGGGCAGCAGUCAAGCGGCGGUGUCGUUCUUGACCAAUCUAGCGAGAGCGGCGUUCGGUUUGGGCGCAGGUGUAACCAUUCUGAAUUCAUCCCUCUUCACCGUCGAUGGAGGCCAACGAGCGGUCCUCUUCGAUCGAUUCAGGGGAGUACUGGACGAGACUGUGGGAGAGGGCACCCAUUUUUUGGUCCCAUGGUUGCAGAAGCCCUACAUCUUCGACAUCCGUACUCGCCCACACACCUUCUCAUCCAUCUCCGGCACCAAAGACCUCCAGAUGGUCAACCUUACCCUGCGAGUCCUCUCUCGCCCUGUUGUCCCAAGCCUUCCAACUAUCUUCAAGACCCUCGGUCUCGAAUACGACGAGAAGGUCCUCCCUUCUAUCGGUAACGAAGUCCUCAAGGCAGUCGUUGCCCAAUUCAACGCUGAUCAGCUUCUCACCGAGCGUCCCCAUGUUUCUGCCCUCGUCCGCGAGAGCUUGAUUCGUCGCGCUAAGGACUUCAAUAUCGUCCUCGACGACGUUGCCAUCACUCACCUCUCCUACGGCGCCGAAUUCUCUAAGGCCGUUGAGCAGAAGCAGGUGGCCCAGCAGGAGGCGGAGCGGUCCAAGUUCAUUGUGGCCAAGGCCGAACAGGAGAGGAGAGCUGCCAUUAUUAGAGCCGAGGGAGAGAGUGAGUCCGCUAAGUUGAUCUCCGAUGCCACCGCAGCUGCUGGGAUGGGUCUGAUUGAAUUGAGGAGAAUUGAGGCUUCCAGGGAGGUUGCUUCAACCUUGGCCAAGUCCCCGAACGUCGCUUACCUUCCUGGUGGCAAUAACAUGCUUCUUGGCCUCAACCCUUCUAUGACUCCUGGCCGUUGAUCAUGGUGAUUCAUGAGAUUAUCGAACCAUGACUCCACAGCAUUGUUGAGAUUCGUCUUCAUGCUUUGCUUUGCUUACUCCAUGGGAGCUUUCUUGCUUACUAUUUUGCAUGUUUCAUCCUUGUAUUGAUUUCCCUGUGGAACUUUUGGAUGGAUAAUGUUUACAGAUUAGAAUUUCGUUAGUGGCAAGAGUACCCGAAAUUUUAUUUGAGAUUGAUCAGGUAACUCUAAUAUUUAUCAUUUUGAAUUCAGGCUUCUAGUGGACCUUUGAAAUUUUAUUGUUGGAAUAACAAUGAACAAGAGAGA
Telopea speciosissima is the source of this 1182-nucleotide messenger RNA. RefSeq names its product prohibitin-3, mitochondrial. Gene Ontology annotation, cellular component: membrane; mitochondrion. Lineage: Eukaryota; Viridiplantae; Streptophyta; Magnoliopsida; Proteales; Proteaceae. The transcript has 3 exons. Gene Ontology annotation, biological process: mitochondrion organization. The coding region runs from base 26 to 877 and encodes 283 amino acids. The record is from RefSeq and is a predicted model, not a curated record.